Astyanax mexicanus (Mexican tetra) is the source of this 6228-nucleotide messenger RNA. RefSeq names its product cytoplasmic polyadenylation element binding protein 3 (gene cpeb3). The record is from RefSeq and is a predicted model, not a curated record. Gene Ontology annotation, biological process: negative regulation of cytoplasmic translation. The transcript is spliced from 10 exons. Bases 121 to 2340 code for a protein of 739 amino acids. Gene Ontology annotation, molecular function: mRNA regulatory element binding translation repressor activity; mRNA 3'-UTR binding; translation factor activity, RNA binding. Gene Ontology annotation, cellular component: cytoplasm; nucleus; neuron projection. NCBI's taxonomy places the organism in Eukaryota, Metazoa, Chordata, Actinopteri, Characiformes, Acestrorhamphidae.
CUACUUGUAUAAAGCUGUUUUCCUGUUUUGUUGACGUUUUGGAGAUUAAUCUGUUCUGAAGGAAAGGGGGACCGGCCGGGAGGAACCGGGCUGCGGUUUGUGUAAUACCGGCUCUGCUAAAUGGGCGAUCCCGGCUCGGCUCUGCUCCGCAGCGAUAACAGCAGCAGCAGCAGCAGCAGCUUUAUUAACAAUAAUUUCUCCUUCUGCUCGUCCUGUCCUUCACUCAAACGCGCUCACAGCCCGACGAAUGUGGUUUUCGACAUCCUCAAUAACAACUCGUCUCUCUUCUUCCCCCUUCCAGCUCGGCAAACCAUGCAGGAUGAUUUACUGAUGGACAAAAGCAAAGCCCAGGCUCACCAGCAGCAGCCAGACCCAGCACCGAGCACCGAGCCACCCUCCACCCCGACCCCCUCGUCGGAGCCGGCCGUCCCGGAGGACAGUCCGUCCGGCCAAGCCCCGUCGCGGCCGAGCGGCAAGGAGAAAGUGGCCAUGGAGUCUCCGCUCCUUCCCGGCUUGAGCUUCCCCCAGCCGCCGCAGGAGACCGUGGGCAGCUCGCUGUGGUCCUCGCCGACCACCACCAACACCGUGGACGAUAGCUUUUUCCCCGGGAUCCCCUCGGUCAACGGCACCAUGCUUUUCCAGAACUUCCCACACCACGUCAACCCGGUCUUCGGAGGGAGCUUUCCGCCUCAGAUCGGCUUGGCUCAGUCUCAGCAGCACCAACCACCGCAGCAGCAAACCCAGCCUCAGACCCAGCAGCAGCAGCCUCAACCCCAGCCCCAGCCUCAACCGCAGCCUCAGCCCCAGCAGAGGCGGUCUCCCGUCAGCCCCAACCAGGCUGCCUUCCCCCAGAGGACCGCGUACCCGCACCAAGCCGUGCUGAACAGCAAGGUCUCCCCGGUCUCCUCCUCCUCCUCGUCCGCCUGGAAUAACCACCAGAACGCGGUGUGGAGCUCCGGCUCUAGUCCCUGGAGCGGCAUGCAGGCGCCGCGGGACCCGCGCAGGGCGGUCGGGGUGGGAGUCGGUGUAGGAGUCGGUGUCGGGGUCCCGUCUCCCCUAAACCCCAUCUCCCCCAUGAAAAAGCCCUACCCGAGCAACGUUAUCGCCCCGCCGAAAUUCCCCCGGGCCGGACCCCUCAACCAGAAGCCCUGGAUGGAGGACAACGCCUUUAGAACAGACAACAGCAACAACAUGCUGCCGUUUCAGGACCGGAAUCGGCCCUUUGAUCCAUUUAGCUUGCAAACUUUGGAGAAUUCCUUAAUGGAUAUGAUAAGGACUGACCAUGACAAAGGUAAACAACACCCUGUCGGGGGGCCCCCAAUGACUAUCGCUGAUAUUGUAUGGAGGAAUCAUUUUGCAGGACGCAUGGGUUUGAACUUUCACCACCCAGCAGCUGAACACAUAAUGCCACUGACCAGGAGCUAUGGUCGCAGAAGAGGUCGCUCGUCACUGUUUCCUUUCGAGGAUGGUUUUCUCGAUGACCCUCAUGGUGACCAGUCGCUGACCCCCGGACUGAACUCGCCCACUCGCUGUCAGAAUGGCGAGAGGAUGGAGCGCUACUCUAGGAAGGUGUUUGUUGGUGGACUGCCUCCAGACAUUGAUGAAGAUGAGAUCACAAACAGUUUUCGGCGCUAUGGACACCUGGUGGUGGACUGGCCUCAUAAAGCAGAAAGCAAGUCCUACUUUCCCCCUAAAGGUUAUGCCUUCCUGCUGUUUCAGGAGGAGAGCUCUGUUCAGGCUCUCAUAGACGCCUGCAUUGAAGAAGAUGGAAAGCUGUACUUGUGUGUUUCCAGCCCCACAAUCAAAGAUAAACCAGUCCAAAUCCGCCCGUGGAAUCUGAGUGACAGUGACUUUGUGAUGGAUGGCUCUCAGCCUCUGGACCCCCGCAAGACCAUCUUUGUUGGAGGGGUUCCACGACCUCUGCGUGCAGUGGAGUUGGCGAUGAUUAUGGACAGGCUGUACGGAGGCGUGUGCUAUGCUGGCAUUGACACUGAUCCUGAGCUAAAGUACCCUAAAGGGGCGGGCCGAGUGGCCUUCUCCAACCAACAGAGCUACAUCGCUGCCAUCAGCGCUCGAUUCGUCCAAUUGCAACACAACGACAUCGACAAACGGGUGGAGGUGAAGCCGUACGUGCUGGACGACCAGAUGUGUGAUGAGUGUCAGGGUGCGCGCUGCGGGGGUAAGUUCGCCCCCUUCUUCUGUGCCAACGUCACCUGCCUGCAGUACUACUGCGAGUACUGCUGGGCCAGCAUCCACUCCCGCGCCGGCCGCGAGUUCCACAAACCGCUGGUCAAAGAGGGAGGAGACCGGCCCCGCCACGUCUCUUUCCGCUGGAGCUGAUGGAGGGAGGGGUCACUCCCCUCCAACCCCCCUCCACCACCACCACCUCACACCGCCCCCACCCUCAACCGCAGCCCGGAUCAGUGCUGACCACACCUUUCUCCCCAAGCAACCGACUAACCACCACCACCAUCACAACUACAAGCAACGACUACAGCUACAGAAAAUAACCUGGUCUUUUAUCCUUUUCUUUGUAGGAAAAGAAAACAACACACAUAAAAAAAAGAUAAUCAUCACAGCUCUUAAUACCAUUUUGUCCACUAUACUCUCCACUCGCUAAUGAACUUUCGGACGAAUACGAAAUGUGAGAGUCCUUCUGCUCAGAAAUUGCACUUUGGCACACAUGUACACAGACCACACUUGAUGAUAUUGUUAGCUAGGUUGUGAGAUUACUGUUCUUUUUUAAAUUUAUUUUUGUUGUUUUAUAUUUUAUUUUUAAUUUCCUUUUUUUUUCCUGAUUUGGUCAGUCAGUGUUCCCUAUAACCUAUAGGAUACCAUUAGACAAGAGUGAGACUAUAAACACACCAACAUAAAACCUAUACACACACAUAUAUAUAUAUACAUUUAUAUAUAUAUUUAAAAAAAAGAAUAUAUUUUUAUUUUGUAUAUAUCUAUAAACACAUAGAUACUUUUGGAUUUUUGUGAAAGGAGCAUGCACUUAUUUUCAGAGCUGAUUAGAAGUAGAAGACUGCCCCUAGUAGAAGACAAUAAGGGAGGGAAAGAUUAAAAAAAAAGUACCAAAGGUGAAACGUAUAUUAAUUAUUAAUAAUUUUAAUAUAAUUAACAGUCUAAAAUCUAAAGAUAUAAUAGGUGAUGUAGCAAAAGAAAAUUCAGCAGUUCUAUGACAUUCUGUAGUUUUAAAAAGCAAAGAAAUUCACCCAAAUUAAACAAGAACAAUACACUUAUUUGCAAAUAGUACUAUUAUUAAUACCUCAUGUUCGCAAAUCAGAUCAGAUAUAUUUUUUUGGUUUCAUUUCUUUGUUUUCCUUUGCUUAUACUUUUUUAGGCCUUUUUAUUUUUUUAAAUAAUAUUAUUUUUUAGUGUUAUGUACAUGUAAUGCUGCAAUAGCUUUUGCUGCUAAAUCCAUGGUAUAUGAACCUAUACCAUAGUACUUUAUUCAGGCUAGGGUGUGGAGGAGACGAGGUAAAGGUAACGGCACCUGGUUGUGAGGUGGACAGGCUAGCACGGGAGGGGUGAAGAGGGGGUUCCCUUGCGCCCCUCCUGCCCCCAGGACCACCCUCUGUGGGGUCGGCGUUUGCCCCUUGAAACUGCAUGUUUAUCCAAAUCAGGUUGCUGCAUGCAAUAGAAUUUUUAGUAUCGAGUCUACUAUUCAAGUCGGCCCACUUUUGCACACCAUAGACGAACACACAAAGAGCACGAAUAUGAAAACUGGACAGGAGAGAGUUAGAGAGAGAGAGAGAGAGAGAGAGAGAGAGGGAGAAGCCUGAAACCUGGCCCGACUCUCUCUCUCUCUAGCUAGCCAGAGCUGAGAGUGGAGAGUUUGGAGAGCCAGAGACUACACUGCGAUUUACAAGGUAAAUAAAAUGCCUAGAUGUAGGAUAGCCUUCAAACACAACUGUCUCUAUAGUAGGUGAAGAACAUUUUUGCAGUGAUUGUUGAUUAUAUAAUUGUGCAAUUUUUUUAUACAGUAAUGUAGUUAGGUUUGAGUAUGCCUAGAACUGUGAUUCGCUUUAACUGUUAUUGAUGUCUAUCUAACACGAGUCCUGUGAAACUUCAUACCCAGUGUAUACAGCACACACACACACAUAUAUACACACAUACACACACAGUUUUUCCCUGGUUAUCGUCCCUGUCCCUUCCUUAUUGUCUCUCUCAAACAUACGCACGCACACACACACACACACACACACACUAGUUUUGCUACUUCUCACUCGCACAGGAUUUUAAGGACACAAAGUGUGAGCUUGACUCUGAGAACUUCAGACACUGAGUUCUCUGUGUGUACCAACAUUUUUAAAUACAUCUCCUCUUCCUUUGACCUGUCCAAGAAGAUAAAGAUAAAGAAAAAAAAAACACAAAAAACAAACCCACCAAAGAGCUAUACUUACACUCAGACCACAGACCACACCAACACACUACUGUUCCCUUCACUAGAGCUAAAACUGUGAUGCUGCCUUCAAGUCAACCUCGGAAGCUCGUAACGUAAUCAGAUGAAAAAACGCAAACACCCUGAGAAAUGUGCUGUAUUUUUCUUUUUUUUUUUUUCUCUGAUCCAAUCUAUAUGAUUGAUUAAUCCAACAACUACUGCACUCUAACAGAGAGCAAAAUAAGAGCCUUAGGUGAUCUAUUGGAUCAUAUUAUUAUCAAAUAAGUAGCUAGCAUCUACACAUCUUCCAAAAAAAGAGAUUUAUGCACAUCUAAAUGAGAGUAAUCCAUAAAAAAUAGAAGUAAAAUAGGUUUUCACUGGUAAAUAUAAGUUUGAUACGAUGUUUCCGACUUGAUUUAAAGGCAGCGUGAGUGUGUCAGGCCAUGUCAGGCUUAUCUCAAUACCCUACACCCCUGACUACACUAGCCUGACUGAAGGACACUGAAAGAACAGAACAACAAAAAGAAAGAAUAGUGGAGGCUGAGCUCCCUCAAACCCUACUCAUAUACCCAAGCUGAAACAGUGUGUCUGUAGGGCAUUGGAUCAACAUUGCCAGAACAUUGUGUGCUUGCUGCAUUUAUAUAUUAUACAGAUAUUUUUUUUUCUCCUGCAAAGCUUGAAUAGAAACAACCUGCUAAUAACAAUGGUGGAUAUUUUUUUAAUGAUAUAGUCUAUGGUUUUGGGCGUGAUAGGAUGGUAGGGGAGGGGGGUUAAAGGAAACCAAGUAUUGGCUGCUGACCGAGGAGGGGAGCGCUGAGUCGGGGGGCUUAACUAGGGGAGCCCGAGGCUUCAGCACACACGUUAGUGCUAACGGCCUCCAAACACUGAGAGCACGUUGUGUGUGUGUGUGUGUGUGUUAUUGUGUGUGUUAUUGUGUGUGUGUGUGUGUGUGUGUGUGUGUAUGUAUGUAUCACAUCCCUGUUCUCAUUUAGUGUGGACAAAAAAAAAAAACUGCAGCCCAGGAUUUUAGUAAAAAAAAAAAAGAAUGGAACUUUGUGUUUUGUUUGAGAUAAUAUGGGGAAAAACUGAUUAAAAAAAAGACUUUUUUUUACUGAUGGAGAGAAAAUCCCCCACAAAAAGACUAACAGAGUCUAAUGAGUAACAGUGAGAAUCCCUACAGACAGUGAAAUUCUGGGUGGUUUUGUGAUAUUUCCUUCCCUGCCCAGGAGGGUUUUUCUAUAUUUGUUCCUUUUCUCUGUAAUAGACAUUUGUUAUGCACUACUCUUUGUAUCUGGAUGGUUAGCUAUCAGUCAGCUAUCUUUUGUUUAGUUUUUGUUUCUUUCGUGAGAAAGAGAGAGAGAGAGAGAGAGAGAGAGAGAGAGAACUAGAAAAUGUGUGCUUUCUGACUGACCUGAUCUUUUGCAAUACCUCAAUUUUGAAAUAUAAUAGGAGAGAAAUUGAUAUUUUCUAAGUAAGUUUAUUCAAAUACAAAAUAUAUAUUAAUUUAAAUUUGCAGGAAAAUGAUUUAACAGAUGGUUAAUUUUAUUUUUGUCAUGUUUAUUUGCUUAUACAUUUAAGUUUAUUUUUUUGAAAAAUAAAAAAUGCAACAAAAAAAAAAAACAAGCAACUGAAGGAGCUAGAGCUUUAUAACUUUAAUAUAGUAAUAGUUAGCUGAAGUAUAGAGUCUAUGUUGAAACAGCGAAAAAGGAGAAGAAAGAUCAUGACCCUCAAGAAGACGUGACAGUGUUAAAACAAACAAAAAAUAAAUAAAUAAAAUAUAAUAAAAAAUCACCUCUUUUAAACUCCACCCCAGCAAAAUAAAUAAAAUAAAAAAUCACUGA